UCUCUCUCUCUAACACAUGUCAGAGUCCGGCCCUUUACCUUGAACAGAGGUAAAUAAAGAAACGUAACUCCGCAAAGCCGACUCUGACUCUGGACUCCAAUUGACUUGCAGAGCCUCACUAAUGAGAGAGGGGGUAAAACCGGAAGUGACUUCCAUUUCGCAGUUGAUUUCGGGAAAACUUCGCCAAGUGCAUGUAAAAGAUGGGGUUUAUGUGGGGUAGCCCGCCGUUUGACUCCGUGAUCGCGACGGCAAACGAUGGCAUCUUGGCCGUUGGAUCUCGUAACCCUUUUCCUCAUCAUUCUUUCUCGAAAUUACUGAAACGACCCUCAUUUCGAAUCUUGGAUGUUGGAUCCCCUCUCUGUUCCCGUGGUCAAUUCUUGAAAUAUUAAGGGUGAAAGUAACACGUGUAGCUGACCUCUUUGCAUUGUAUUGCCACGUCAUCACCUGGGCCCGGCCUUUUUUUUGUUUUGGAGCGAGCGGAAAAGAGGAGCAUUGAGCCAUUGACACAGAGCAGAGUUUCCACUCUCUCCUCCUCCCCUUCUUCUUCUUCAUCUUUGCCCUGCUUUUGCUCUCUGAAAAAAUGUGAAGAAAAGCAUCAAAUUACAUAAAAAGAGGCGUCUUUUCCGAGCUUAUAAUGGGAAGCGGAGCCUCACGUCACCUCCGAUCAUGCCUCCGGCCGUCGGCCGUCGGCGGAUGUGGCGGAGCCGGUGAGGAGAUCCCGGCUUUCGAGCCGGGACCACUUGAUGAAACCCUAGGGCACUCCUUCUGCUACGUUCGUUCUUCAUCCCCGGUGCACUCGCGCUCCUCGUCAGCCGCCUCGGCGGUGGAGAUCGCGUUUAAGGCCAUUUCCGGCGCCUCCGUGUCUGCGAACUCCUCAACCAUUCUCCCCAUCUUCGACAACUCCACCUCAAGUUUUCACUCCGCUGGAUUCCAGAGCUCCUCUUCCUUCUCCACCCUACCGCUUCAGCUAGCCGGCGAUCUGGACCGCGGGUUCUUCCUCUCCGGCCCGAUCGAUGUCGCGGACACUGAGGCGGGUCUCCCCUUCUCCGGCCCUUUGGUCAAGAAGCGGAGGAAGAGGAGAAAUAGCACGCCGCUUUUCCGGCGAAGCUUCUCGGAGAAGAAUCGCCCAUCUGUGGUUCCCCUUCGUGGAAUCCCUGGACGGAGAUUCGAUCCUGACACCGGCGAAGCGCCGGGGCCAUCGCCGGCUUCCGGGAACGUGCAGUGGGCCCACGGAAAAGCCGGCGAAGAUCGGGUUCACGUCGUCGUCUCGGAGGAGCAAAAGUGGCUCUUCGUCGGGAUCUACGACGGGUUCAACGGGCCAGAAGCCCCCGAAUUUCUGGUGGGCAAUCUCUACCGUUCUGUAUUUAAUGAGCUGCGCGGUUUGUUCUGGGAAGAAAUUGAGGAAUCUAAAGACGAAAGUGGCGAAAAAGGUGUCCCUUUAAGAGACAAUUCUGGUAUACCUGCCAGGCGUUUGAGGGAAUUCCUAGCUGAAAGAGAUGAGGAUGGUGAGUUGGAGUUUUCGGGUUCAGGUCGGUUUGCCUUGUCACUCUCCAAGCUGAGAAGUGGGCUUGGUAGCUGGAGGAAGAAGGCCAAGGAAAUCCAAGAUGCGCCGGAGAGGAGUUGUUGCCGGAGGAAGGUCGGGCCGGUUUCUGAUCAUGAUUUGGUGCUUAGAGCUCUUUCAAGGGCGCUUAAGCAGACGGAGAUUGCUUAUUUGGAGAUGACAGAUAGGGCAAUGGAUUGUAAUCCAGAGAUGGCUUUGAUGGGAUCCUGCUUGCUUGUGGUGUUGAUGAGGGACGAAGAUGUGUAUGUUAUGAAUGUUGGUGAUAGCAGGGCGAUUGUAGCUCAGUAUAGGUUGCAGGAAAGUCUGGAGAAGGGUGGAUAUGAAGUAGAGAUCGAUGCUCCAUUUGGUCGAGAGGGGAUGAAUUUGGGGGCAUUGCAGCUUUCUACCGACCACAAUACCAGCAUUCCUGAAGAGGUUCUAAGGAUAAAAGCAGAGCAUCCUGAUGAUAGCCACUGUAUUGUAAAUGAUAGGGUGAAGGGCCGCCUCAAAGUUACCCGUGCUUUCGGUGCUGGAUACCUCAAACAGCCCAAGUGGAAUAAUGGGUUACUAGAAAUGUUCAGGAAUGAAUUUAUUGGAAAUGCACCAUAUGUGUCCUGUAUUCCUUCUCUUUGUCACCAUAAAUUGGGACCAAACGAUCAGUUUUUGGUGCUUUCCUCAGAUGGUCUGUAUCAGUAUUUAAGCAAUGAGGAAGUGGUUGUGCAUGUUGAAAGAUUCAUUGAAAGGUUUCCAGAUGGCGAUCCUGCCCAAAGUUUGAUUGAGGAGCUUCUGUUUCGUGCGGCGAAGAAAGCUGGAAUGGACUUCCAUGAACUGUUGGACAUACCUCAGGGUGACCGGCGAAAGUACCACGAUGAUGUAACUGUCAUGGUUAUAUCCCUAGAAGGAAGAAUAUGGAAGUCCUCAGGAAAAUAUGUGUGACCUGCUAAGAACUGAAGGCUCAUUUCUGCAAAACUGUAUAACUCGAGCAUUUUUGCUAAUCCAUUCCAAGAAACAAGCGGGGAAGCAAGGGAUGGCUGGCUAAUCAGUUUCUGAACUCUUUCAAUGCAGCAACAUAUUCGUUACGCUUACUCAUGAAGAUCCGGUAUUAGCUUCAAAGAAUCAUAAGACAUUAACAAAAUGACGAUGGUUUGGAAAGAUGAGUUAAUAUAUUGCUUCCUUUUGGUGGGUUCGUAUUGGUUUAUUCUUUCUGUUUUAGGGGAUGAAUGGAAAUGGGGAAAUUGUUUUUUACAAUUUUCCUUUAUGGUAUUCUUUCAUGUGUUUUGGAAGGGAAAACAAUGGCAGAUCUGCUGCGUUGUAUGCGAUAAAACUUCUGAAACAUUAUAUUUUAGUGAGUGGUAAAAGGAAAACGGGAUUUAUCUGAA
Dendrobium catenatum is the source of this 2919-nucleotide messenger RNA. Its product is annotated as probable protein phosphatase 2C 26. The record is from RefSeq and is a predicted model, not a curated record. The transcript has 4 exons. Bases 635 to 2476 code for a protein of 613 amino acids. Gene Ontology annotation, molecular function: protein serine/threonine phosphatase activity. Gene Ontology annotation, biological process: protein dephosphorylation. Lineage: Eukaryota; Viridiplantae; Streptophyta; Magnoliopsida; Asparagales; Orchidaceae.